This is a messenger RNA of Calidris pugnax (ruff), 1584 nucleotides long. Its product is annotated as sarcoplasmic/endoplasmic reticulum calcium ATPase 1-like. The record is from RefSeq and is a predicted model, not a curated record. Gene Ontology annotation, molecular function: ATP binding; ATP hydrolysis activity; P-type calcium transporter activity. The annotation marks the transcript as partial. The transcript is spliced from 8 exons. Gene Ontology annotation, cellular component: membrane. Gene Ontology annotation, biological process: calcium ion transmembrane transport; intracellular calcium ion homeostasis. NCBI's taxonomy places the organism in Eukaryota, Metazoa, Chordata, Aves, Charadriiformes, Scolopacidae.
GUCCUGGCCUGGUUUGAAGAAGGGGAGGAGACCAUCACGGCCUUCGUGGAGCCCUUCGUCAUCCUCCUCAUCCUGGUGGCCAACGCCGUGGUGGGGGUGUGGCAGGAGCGCAACGCGGAGAACGCCAUCGAGGCGCUGAAGGAGUACGAGCCCGAGAUGGGGAAGGUCUAUCGCGCCGACCGAAAGGCCGUGCAGCGCAUCAAGGCCCGGGACCUCGUCCCCGGGGACAUCGCCGAGGUGGCCGGUGAGGGGACAGCCCAGUACCUCCCAGGCACCAACAUCGGGGCCGGCAAAGCCGUGGGCGUGGUGGUGGCCACGGGGGUCAACACGGAGAUCGGCAAGAUCCGGGACGAGAUGGCGGCCACCGAGCAGGAGAAGACCCCCCUCCAGCAGAAGCUGGACGAGUUCGGGGAGCAGCUCUCCAAGGUCAUCUCCCUCAUCUGCGUGGCCGUGUGGCUCAUCAACAUCGGCCACUUCAACGACCCCGUCCAUGGUGGCUCCUGGAUCCGGGGAGCCAUCUACUACUUCAAAAUCGCCGUGGCCUUGGCGGUGGCCGCCAUCCCAGAAGGGUUGCCGGCCGUCAUCACCACCUGCUUGGCCCUGGGGACAAGACGCAUGGCCAAGAAGAACGCCAUCGUCCGGAGCUUGCCCUCGGUGGAGACCUUGGGUUGCACCUCCGUCAUCUGCUCCGACAAGACCGGCACCCUCACCACCAACCAGAUGUCCGUCUGCAAGAUGUUCAUCGUGGACAAGGUGGAAGGUGACGUCUGCUCCCUCAACGAGUUCUCCAUCACCGGCUCCACCUACGCCCCCGAGGGGGACGUGUGAGUGACACGGGGAGGGGACAAUCGGGGCCACCUCCUGGUGGCACCUCCUGGAGCCUCCACCCACCACCAGUCCAAGGGCGUCUACGAGAAGGUGGGGGAAGCCACCGAGACGGCCUUGACCUGCCUGGUGGAGAAGAUGAACGUCUUCAACACCGACGUCCGCAACCUCUCCAAGGUGGAGAGGGCCAACGCCUGCAACUCCGGUGCCCCCGAGGGUGUCAUCGACCGUUGUAACUACGUCCGGGUGGGGACAACCAGAGUCCCCUUGACCCCAUCCGUCAAGGAGAAGAUCUUGACCGUCAUCAAGGAGUGGGGCACGGGGAGGGACACCUUGCGCUGCUUGGCCUUGGCCACCCGCGACACCCCCCCCAAGAAGGAGGACAUGGUCCUGGAGGACUCCUCCAAGUUCGCCGAGUACGAGAUGGACCUGACCUUCGUGGGCUGCGUGGGGAUGCUGGACCCUCCCCGCAAAGAGGUGAUGGGCUCCAUCCGCCUCUGCCGCGACGCCGGCAUCCGGGUCAUCAUGAUCACGGGGGACAACAAAGGGACGGCCAUCGCCAUCUGCCGCCGCAUCGGCAUCUUCGGGGAGGAGGAGGAGGUGACGGGGAAGGCCUACACGGGCCGGGAGUUCGACGACCUCCCCCCAGCCGAGCAGAGGGAGGCCUGUCGCCGGGCCUGCUGCUUCGCCCGGGUGGAGCCCACCCACAAGUCCAAGAUCGUGGAGUUCCUCCAGUCCUUCGACGAGAUCACCGCCAUG